AUUUAAUUAUUGGUGUUGCCUUGUCAAAUUUAAUAACAUUUGUCUUCUUGUACAAAGUUUCGGAACAGAAGGAAAACAAACAACAAAAAAUUGAGCAACGAGAGAAGUAAAACAGUGGCUGAAACAAAAUUACCCUCUGGGUUCUUAGCAGUCGGAAGUUUUGCAGUUUCCAGAAGUACAACUAGAACCAAAAGUAAGAAAUGGCAACUCAAUCACUUUUCCGUGCAAACUCACCUUCCAUAUCAGCUUCAUCAGUCAUUUACACCAAAGGAGAAGAGAAAUGGUUUGGAUGUUUUCCACUAAAGAGAAAACAAAUGCAUGUGAGGCUUUCAAAUGGUUAUAGAGUAAGAGCAAGGUCAACUACAAAUGUUGAUUCUAGAGCAACAGAAAUUCCUCAUCAGUGGUACAAUCUGAUUGCUGAUCUAUCUGUAAAACCACCUCCUCCAUUGCAUCCCAAAACUUUUGAACCAGUCAAACCAGAAGAUUUGUCUCCUUUAUUUCCUGAUGAGUUAAUUAAGCAGGAGACUACCAAUGAAAGGUUCAUAGAUAUUCCAGAAGAAGUUAUCGACAUUUACAGACUCUGGCGCCCAACCCCUUUAAUCAGAGCGAAGAGGUUGGAGAAGCUUCUGGAUACACCUGCAAGAAUUUAUUACAAGUAUGAAGGUGUCAGCCCUGCUGGAUCACACAAACCAAACACUGCAGUCCCACAAGUUCACUAUAACGCACAACAAGGGAUUAGGAAUGUUGUGACAGAAACAGGUGCUGGCCAAUGGGGUUGUUCACUAGCCUUUGCAUGCAGCUUAUAUGGUCUUGGCUGUGAAGUGUGGCAAGUUCGUGCUUCUUAUGAUCAGAAACCGUAUCGGAAAUUGAUGAUGGAAACAUGGGGUGCAAAGGUUCACCCUUCUCCAUCUAACAUUACCGAGGCAGGCCGUAAAAUCCUUCAAACGGAUCCAUCCAGCCCAGGAAGUUUAGGAAUAGCUAUUUCAGAAGCUGUAGAGGUUGCAGCUGCUAAUGAUGAUACAAAGUACUGCCUGGGGAGUGUUCUCAACCAUGUUUUGCUACACCAAACUGUGAUAGGGGAGGAGUGCCUUGGGCAAAUGGAGGCCAUUGGUGAAACCCCUGACUUGAUCAUAGGGUGUACUGGUGGUGGGUCCAAUUUUGCAGGACUUAGUUUCCCAUUUAUAAGAGAAAAGCUUGGUGGAAAAAUCAACCCUGUUAUUAGAGCAGUUGAACCUGCAGCUUGUCCUUCAUUAACAAAAGGGGUCUAUGCAUAUGACUUUGGUGAUACAGCAGGGAUGACUCCAUUGAUGAAGAUGCAUACACUAGGGCAUGACUUCAUUCCAGACCCAAUUCAUGCUGGUGGCUUACGUUACCAUGGUAUGGCACCAUUAAUCUCACAUGUCUACGAAUUAGGAUUCAUGGAAGCAAUUUCCAUUCCCCAAACUGAGUGCUUUCAAGGUGCAAUACAAUUUGCUCGAUCUGAGGGGAUAAUUCCAGCUCCUGAGCCAACUCAUGCAAUAGCUGCCACCAUCAGGGAAGCUCUCCGCUGUAGAGAGACCGGGGAACCAAAGGUUAUUCUGAUGGCAAUGUGUGGGCAUGGCCAUUUUGACUUGACAUCAUAUGAGAAGUAUUUGCAGGGAAAUAUGGUCGACUUGUCAUUUGAGGAGGAGAAAAUAAAAGGAUCAUUAGCCAAAAUUCCUCAAGUGUUGGCAUAAGCUAAAGAAACAAUAUUUAUGUUGAAAUAUUUAGGAUGAAUUCCAGAAUGAUAGAAUAUUUUUUGUUGAAUAACAUUAUGAAUUUGAAAAUAAUCUCAGAAAAAUAAUUUGGUUUCUUGGAUAGGAGCAGAUAUUGAGUUCCAUGAAAUGUGACAGACCCCUUGUGAUGUUGAUCAUAUUUUGCCACUAAA
Molecule: messenger RNA, 1906 nt
Organism: Durio zibethinus
Lineage: Eukaryota; Viridiplantae; Streptophyta; Magnoliopsida; Malvales; Malvaceae
Gene: TSBTYPE2
Product: tryptophan synthase beta type 2
Biological process (GO): L-tryptophan biosynthetic process
Cellular component (GO): cytoplasm
Molecular function (GO): tryptophan synthase activity; L-serine hydro-lyase (adding indole, L-tryptophan-forming) activity; pyridoxal phosphate binding
Source: RefSeq, a predicted model, not a curated record